AUGGAGCCAAUCAACAACGAAGUCCUUCACGAAUUUCGCUUCUUUCGGGUGUACAAAGACGGUCGCAUUCAAAAAUUCUACGACACCCAAAAAACCCCACCAUCCAAUGACCCGAUCACGGGUGUCCAAUCCAAGGACGUUAUAAUUCAACCCAAACCCGCCGUUUCCGCCCGUAUUUUUCUACCCAAGAUCCACGACCCGACCCAAAAACUCCCCGUCCUCUUCUUCCUCCACGGUGGCGGGUUUUGCAUCGAGUCCGCCUUCUCUCCAAUUUAUCACAACCACGUCUCCCGUUUGGCUGCUGAAGCUCACGCAAUUGCGGUGUCCGUUGAAUAUGGGUUGUUCCCGGAGCGACCCGUACCCGCUUGUUAUGAAGACUCAUGGGCUGCGCUCCAGUGGGUCGCGUCCCAUGCUACCGGGGAUGGACCCGAGUCGUGGUUAAACGAGUAUGCUGACUUUGACCGGGUUUUUAUAGGCGGGGACAGUGGUGGAGCGAACUUAUCACACAAUUUGGCAGUUCGGGUCGGGUCGGUCGGGUUACCGGGCGUGAAGAUUGAUGGGGUGGUUCUGGUGCACCCGUUCUUUGGGGGCUUGGAGGAGGAUGAUCAAAUGUUUCUCUACACGUACCCAGAUAACGGUGGGUUGCAUGAUCCCAAGCUGAGACCGCCCGCAGAGGAUUUCGCAAGGCUGUCGUGCGGGAGGGUGUUGAUAUUUUUUGCUGCGGACGACCAUCUGAGAGAGGCGGGGCAGAUGUAUUAUGAUGACCUGAAAAAGAGUGAGUGGGGUGGGAGUGUUGAGGUGGUGGAGCAUGAGGGUGAGUGCCACGUGUUUCACUUGUUCAAACCUGAAUGUGAGAAGACUGUAGAGAUGGUCAAGAAAUUUGGAUCCUUCAUCAACCAAAAGUAG
Molecule: messenger RNA, 906 nt
Organism: Prunus armeniaca (apricot)
Lineage: Eukaryota; Viridiplantae; Streptophyta; Magnoliopsida; Rosales; Rosaceae
Source: the annotation of a GenBank genome assembly